GCGAGUCCAGACUGAGGAGGAGGUGAAGAAGGGUCCAUGUUCAGUAAGCGUGUAAUGAAGCCGGCUUUGGAUCAGGGUCACUGACUUGAGUGGCAUUUAUUUCUGCAAGGAGACUAGUCUGCUGUGUGCUUUAAAUUACUGUGGACGGGCUUGGUGAAACCUGGAUUACUUGGUGCCCAGUGAGCAGAUGGUAAUAUAUUUACCCUCACUGUCUCUGUGUUCCGGCCUUCAGGACAGAAGCAGUCAUCCAAAAACCACAUCGUCUAGAUCUUUAUUUAUUUUGCCACCAAUCAACUCUGAGCAGCCUGCCGGACAGCUGCAGCAAGUGAAGUCACUUUACGCUCAUUAGCAUGGACAAGAGAUGAGACCCUAGACACACACACACACACCACAGAUUCCCUCCCUCCACCCAUUUAUGAGUGUGUCGUGCCAGUGCACCGAGGAGCUCCGGAAACCUCUCUCCGGAUUUCAAUUGUGGGUUGGCAUUCAUAUGUUUGCAUAUAUAUUUAGAUAUUUUUAAUGUGUUUUAAUGCAUACAGGUUGACUUCCCAGGAGGGAGCGAACAACUAUAUCAAAAUGAAGGAAGAAAAUUUGAACAUGAGAUGAGAAGAGAACAGAUGGUGAGACUGAGGUUAGUUGGUCACACAAGGAAGCUGGCCACACAAAGACUACAUCUUAUUAACCAUUAGCGAUUCCAUCUAAUUGGCCCUGUGGUCCCACCACUGUUCAGACAUUGCAGGCAUGACUGUGAGCUCUGCCCCUCCUUCAGCUGUGUCAGCAGGUACAAAAUGUUCCCAACUUCACAAGAAGCCUGAAUACUGAUACAGAGCACAAGUAGUGGACAGAGACACUCUUCCCGUAAGGCAACAGGACAAUGGCUUCCCACAACAGGAGAUGGAACCUUUUCACUUUUUCUUGCUGCAUCAUUGUCCUGCUAGUCCCCCUCAUGGCUACGAGGCCACAACAGCCUUCAGCGGCAUCCAGAGUACAUGAGAAAUACAGCACAUUCCGGGUGGAAUACCCAGAAUGGACCUUUAACCAUCUUGCGGUGGACCACAGAAAUGGGAAUGUGUACCUUGGUGCAGUGAACCGCAUCUACAAACUCUCACCUGGGUUGGAAGUACAGGUGUCACAUCAGACCGGUCCAGAUGAGGAUAACCGGAACUGCUACCCGCCCCGUAUAGUGCAGCCUUGUAGCGAACCUCUCACGUUGACCAACAAUGUCAACAAGAUGCUGCUCAUGGACUACCGUGAGAACCGGCUGCUGGCCUGCGGCAGCCUGUACCAGGGUAUUUGCAAACUGCUCCGCCUGGAUGAUCUCUUUAAGCUUGGAGAGCCCUUCCAUAAAAAGGAGCACUACCUCUCUGGCGUCAACGAGAGUGGCGCCGUAUUUGGGGUCAUUGUGUCUUACGGUGAUGCCUCGCCUGAUAAGCUGUUUGUGGCCACAGCUGUCGACGGAAGACCGGAGUACUUCCCGACGAUAUCCAGUCGUAAGCUCACCCGUAACUCUGAGGAGGAUGGGAUGUUCGCCUACGUCUUCCACGAUGAGUUUGUUGCCUCCAUGAUUAAAAUCCCAUCAGAUACAUUCACGGUGGUACCAGACUUUGACAUCUAUUACAUAUAUGGGUUUAGCAGUGGAAAUUUUGUGUAUUUUCUCACAUUGCAACCCGAAAUGGGAGUAGGCCCAACGACUGGGUCAUCCUCGGCCGGUCGUGAACAGGUGUACACUUCCAAACUGGUGCGACUCUGCAAGGACGACACUGCAUUUAACUCGUACGUCGAAGUUCCUCUCGGUUGCGUUAAGGGUGGAGUUGAGUAUCGCCUCCUGCAGGCGGCCUACCUGUCCAAAGCAGGUACCAUCCUGGCGCGUUCGCUGGGCAUAGGACCCGAUGAUGACAUCCUUUAUGCUGUGUUCUCCAAAGGACAGAAAAGGAGGCCUAAGGAGUCAUCUCAGGAGUCAGCUCUAUGCGUGUUCACUCUGAAAGAGAUUAAUGAAAGAAUUAAGGACCGGUUGCAGUCGUGCUAUAAAGGGGAGGGAACCUUGGAUCUCGCUUGGCUCAAAGUGAAAGACAUCCCAUGCAGUAGUGCGCUCCUCACCAUUGAUGACAACUUCUGUGGUCUGGAUAUGAACGCCCCACUCGGCGUCUCGGAGAUGGUACGCGGAAUUCCACUGUUCUCCGAAUCCAAUGACAAAAUGACAUCAGUUAUCGCCUACGUGUACAAGAACCACUCUCUGGCCUUUGUGGGGACCAAAGGCGGUCGGCUGAAAAAGAUUCGAGUGGAUGGUCCCACCUACGGUGCUUUACAAUACGAAACCAUCCAGGUGGUCGACAAUGGGCCGAUUCUACGAGACAUGGCCUUUUCAUCUGAUCAGCAUUUCUUGUAUGUGAUGUCAGAGUCCCAGGUGAGUCACUGCUACCAUUUGCCCGAAAUGCAUCACGAUUUACACAGCACUCAGGGGCCGGGAAAGAAGGAGAAAUAAAAUUAUACCAGAAUUUAGGGGUUUCACUU
Messenger RNA from Carassius auratus (goldfish), 2511 nucleotides. RefSeq names its product plexin-A4-like. The record is from RefSeq and is a predicted model, not a curated record. The transcript is spliced from 7 exons. Gene Ontology annotation, biological process: regulation of cell migration; semaphorin-plexin signaling pathway. Gene Ontology annotation, molecular function: protein binding; semaphorin receptor activity. Bases 875 to 2482 code for a protein of 535 amino acids. Gene Ontology annotation, cellular component: plasma membrane; semaphorin receptor complex. NCBI's taxonomy places the organism in Eukaryota, Metazoa, Chordata, Actinopteri, Cypriniformes, Cyprinidae.